CCCCCUUUUGAAACAGGUGUCGUAGUUGUUCGCUCCUAAUUUUUUGGGAUCGAUUGAUUCAUCCCGGUUCGUAGCGGUACCAUACCGUAUGAAUUCUCAAGUUUUCUCGGCAAUGACACGAGGCGAUGGAAGCGUCAAAAGUUCUCAGGAAUGGACAACUAUGCAUUCCCGACGACGCUUCAACAAUCAAAUACUGCGAACCAAGAAGACAACCAGUACAGCAAUAGCUACAGCAACAGCGCACGACAACUACACCGACAGUAGAGACUAAGACAUGCAAAAAUCAGAGCACGAUUUGAUAUCACACACAGAGCCCUGCAAGAUAAUAAUAUAAUACUAGUGCAUGCGACAAUCAGGUGGUUUCUGCAUCCAUUCGAAAGCGAGCAAGAAAUUCUAACUGGAACGAAGCAAGCGUCUUAAUCACACGCAACCAAGGGAAGAUUACGGCACGGCACGCCGGGACACUAUGGAAGAGAUAAUCGAGAGCCUGAGGCCGAUCAGCAGGUGCCUGGACCGGGUCCAGUCCGUUCUGGCGCUGGACUUUUUGAACGGCCGCCUCGUCGACGUCGAUGGUCCGCAGAAAAGCCUCGGCCGCGUGGGGAUCCUGAGCUGCUUUCUCGGCACGCUGCUGGGCAUCCAUGUUUCCGCCGGCUGCGGUCUCCUUUGGUUCUCGAGCACUUUUCCGUUCUUCUUCUCCCCCCGGAGGGCGGCCGAGAUCGUGGCCUGGUGCCUCUACGUUUCCGCCAUGUGCACCUUUCACCUGAUGGAAUUUUUUGUCACCGCCUUUUACAAUCCCACGGUAGUGGCCAGCGACUCCUUUCUGGUCAACCACUCGAAAGCCUACACGGUAGCUUCGAUCAUUGCCGGCACGGAAUUCUGGCUUGGUUUCUGGUGUGGUGGUGGUGGUGGCGAAGGCAUCGACGACGAUGCUCCUUCGAAUGCUACCGAGAGUGGUUGGUGGUGGGUGACCACCAUCGUGGGCAUUGUCAUGGUGGUAUUCUCGCAGACGAUGCGUUCCAGGGCCAUGAUGAAGUGCGGGGAAUCCUUCAACCACUACAUCCAAACGGAACGUAAAGAAAACCACGUACUGGUCACCGAUGGGAUAUACACGUGGUUCCGCCAUCCGUCGUACACGGGAUUUUAUUACUGGUCCAUCGGCACCCAGGUAGUCCUGCACAACCCCUGGUCGGCAAUUCUUUUCGCGGUGGCCGGGUGGAAGUUCUUUUCGCAGAGAAUUCCGUACGAGGAACGAUCUCUGCUGCGCCUGUUUGGGGACCAGUACUACGACUAUGUCGGGCGAACCUACGUUGGAAUCCCGUUCGUGCCGUCAAUUCCAAACCGAAAAGAGGGAGCGGUGGGGAUUGGUUCGGCAUCUCACCAGAAAGAAGAGCACCGCACGGAAGAAGCCAUCGAAAUCGAGGUUGAGGCCGAGAAGGCAGACCGCGAGAAGAAGAACGAUUAACGCCAGCUAGCAGCAACUGCAACAAUUUCUCCUGACAAAAACGUUUGGAAGUGCUUGGGUGACAAAAAUGAGGGGUGAAUCGAUCGAUGCAAAAAUGCUGAAAUCAAAUUCACAAAAUAUCGCCGGUCAGAAAUCAAAACAUGUCUCUAUA
Messenger RNA from Pseudo-nitzschia multistriata, 1613 nucleotides. NCBI's taxonomy places the organism in Eukaryota, Bacillariophyta, Bacillariophyceae, Bacillariales, Bacillariaceae. The record is from the annotation of a GenBank genome assembly.